Messenger RNA from Trichomonas vaginalis G3, 1770 nucleotides. RefSeq names its product GP63-like protein. Bases 1 to 1770 code for a protein of 589 amino acids. Gene Ontology annotation, molecular function: metalloendopeptidase activity. The transcript has a single exon. The record is from RefSeq and is a predicted model, not a curated record. Gene Ontology annotation, biological process: proteolysis; cell adhesion. Gene Ontology annotation, cellular component: membrane; cytoplasm. NCBI's taxonomy places the organism in Eukaryota, Parabasalia, Trichomonadida, Trichomonadidae.
AUGCAUGAUUAUUACGAAAGACAAGAUCUAAGAUCUCAACAGCCAGAAAAUUUGCGCAGAAAAACCCUCGGAGAAACUGAAAUUACAAGAACUGGCUUAAAUCAAAUGCUAAGAAUUCAUUUUAACACAGACCAAUUCGAACGAGAUCAAAAGGAAAACCUUGAUAAGAUGUUCGAUGAUAUCAAAAGCUUUUUGAGCUUUUUGAAUAUUGAUACUUCAGAAGUUCAGAAUUCUACUUCAUUAGCCAGCCUUAAGUCGCAUUCUGUCUGCGGUGGUAAAUGUAAUAGUGUUCCAAGUAAUUUACCAGAAGAUGUUGAUUUGUACAUUCUCGUGAAGCCAGCAGCACUAAACGGUUCUACCCUAGCGCAAGCAGCAGCUAUUGAUGAUUGUCGUACUCAAAGUAAAAGACCUUACGCUGGCUACAUCAAAAUUAAUAGUAACAGAAACAUCACAGUCCAGUAUCUCAAUAGUUCGCACAGAGAUUUAAUUACGACAAUUCUUCAUGAAUUACAGCAUGUCCUUUCAUUCUCAUCAUCCAAUUUCGAAAAAUGGAUCGGAUAUGACCAAGAUAAGGUCAGAAAAUCUAUUGUAAAUGAAAAAUAUAAUAUCACUCAGACAUUUCUCAUUACGCCACGUCUUAAGGAAUGGGUUCAUUCCCGUUUCUUCGUUCACAGUUCUAAAUACGACGAUUUUGGACUUGAAUUAGAAGAUGACGGUGGUGAAGGUACAGUGAAUUCCCAUCCAAAUGCCAGGCUUUACUUCACAGAUCUAAUGCAAGGCGUUACAUACGGUCCAGCCUACAUUUCCCCGAUAUUCUUCUUAUCUCUCUUAGAUUCCGGUUGGUACACAAUUCCCGAUGAAAAUCUAAUGAAUUCCCGCAUGGAACUUCUUCCAUAUCUCGAUUUAACCCUUGUUCAAACUACAGAAAUACAAAAUGAGAAAUUACUUGACAACCCAGCAUAUAUAGCGUAUCCACCAUCAUACCUAUGCAAGAACGGCGCCACCACAUGCUUCCCAGGCAAUUUAUACAAGGCAGUCUGCGAUCUUAUUUCAGUCGAAGAUUUUUACAAGGUAAAUGCAGAUGAUCGACCAAUUGUUCAGGAAAGGAACCAUUUCUGGUACUACCCAUCUGAAACUUCGCUCGUUAUUAACGAAAGUACUUUAGAUUUGGCUCCAACUUACUCUCCUUACAGGCCUUGCAACGAGGAACCAGCAGAUGGCAAGGACAUUGGCGAGGAGUACAGUGAUAGUUCUAUAUGCGUAAUGUCCUUAUCUGCUUCAAUUACGGAAUCUAUUUCUUAUUCUCCAAAAUGCAUGAAAGCGGAGUGCCUCAGCGAUAACAAACUGGCUAUUAUAUACAAAGAUAAACGUUAUACAUGCCAAAAUGAUGGAGAUAAACUUUCAAUUCCAGGAUAUCCAGGUUACAUCAUUUGUCCGCCAGCAAGAUCAGUGUGCACCAUCAAGACAAAUAAAAGAGAACCAACGAUACUUGUAAAUGAAAUCAUUCCAGACAGAGGAACCUAUCAAGGAAAGAAUAUCAUUCAAUUCAACGGCCAAGGCUACAAACAGUACUCAAAUCUGACUAUAGCAGUUGGCGGUGUCGACUGCAAACCAGUUCACAUGAAUGACAAGAUGAUUCUUUGCAAAUUAGGUGAAGGAAAAGACAGUUUGAAGGGACAGACUGUUGAUAUCGUUUUGAAAAAUAAUGAUAUCACGACAACCCUCGAAAAAUCCUACAUUUUCUUGAACACAAAAUAUGAUGGAAAAUAA